Cajanus cajan (pigeon pea) is the source of this 2243-nucleotide messenger RNA. RefSeq lists its product as uncharacterized. The record is from RefSeq and is a predicted model, not a curated record. Lineage: Eukaryota; Viridiplantae; Streptophyta; Magnoliopsida; Fabales; Fabaceae.
UUAUUCCCUCUCUUCCAUUGCUUCCACUUUUUUUCUCUCUCUCUCUCUGUUUUUUUUCUUCCUUUUACUUAAAUUAAAUCUCAUGGUUCCAUAAACUCAUGAAACUCCACUCUCUCUCUCUCACUCUCACAUACACACGCAAACACACUCUCUAACUCAAUUUAAAUAUCUCCCUCCCGUUUAACACAAGACAUCAAUCUCUUGUUCAUAAUGGAGGCGUGUCCCUCGUCGAACGCGAACACGGUGAGCGGGUUCUACACGUUCGUGAGCAGGGGCAUGGAGGAGCUGGAGCGAGCGUUUCUGGCGAACAACUUGAUGUCAAUCCAGUUUCUUCAGAGGGUGCUGUCGCUCCUCCGAUCGUUCCACACGCAACUCACGCUUCUGGUCCACAAGCUCCACCUUCCCCUCGGAGACAAGUGGCUCGAUGAGUACAUGGACGAAACCUCUAAGCUCUGGGAAACAUGCCACCUCCUCAAGAACGCCAUCUCCAACUUCGAACCUUUCUACUCUGCUGGCAUCAACCUCGCCUCCUCCCUUGACUCUCACUCCCACCUCUCCCCACAGGUAGUGAGGGCGAUAUCUGGGUGUAGAAGGGAGGCUCUGGGGUUGGAGGAGCAGAACCGCGGUUUGAUGGAGACGAGGAUCCACACUUUGUGUCUACGUUUGGACGAGAGGGUGUCCGUGGAGUCGAAGCUGAACGGGUUCAACGGUUUCAGGGGCGUUCUCUACGCAAUGAGGAACGUGAGUUCGAUGCUGCUCAUGAUCCUGCUGCACGGCCUAGUCUACUGCUGGCCGGAGACAUCGGAGCUGGUGGUGGGGGGGUACGAGGGGGGGAGGCUGUUUCUCGGGUCGGCGGUGGUGGUGGCGGCAACGAGGUUGCGGCAGAGGGUGGCGGCGGAGAUCGGUGGGGCAGGGCCGGGGAUUUUGCUCUACGAGUUCAGGAGGGCCAGGGUGGCGGUGGAGGAGCUCAGAGGGGAAUUGGAGACAGAAAGAGUGGAGAGUGUUAGAGUAUGUUUUGGGGUGCUUAGAUCUGGUGCUGAGAACAUAAUUUGCCAGCUUGAUGAUUUCUUUGAUGAGAUUGUGGAGGGGAGGAAGAAGCUUUUGGAUUUUUGCAGUCAUAGGUAGGUAAAUAAAUAGUAAAUAGUUUUCAGAAAAUGUUCCUCAUUUCUUGUUUGCUCGAUUAAAGAGGGGCUUGUGGUUCAAAAUGAAAAGGCCAUGUUUUUCUUUGUUGUUCAGUUUUUUAGUUCACUUGUUACUUUUUGAUUCGAGGGCAAGAAAAUGAAACAGGAUUUGUUUGAUUCCCGGUUGCGGUCAAGAGGGAAUUACUGACUCAUAUUUCUAAUGCUUAGAUGUUGAGAGGUUGACCCCGUAAGUAAACGAGGAGGGUGUUAAAGAAACAAGUAUGUGACCAGAAAGAAGAGUAACUAAACAAGAUAGAGUAGAUGAAAUGAAAAUCAGUUAUUCAGUUCGCAGUUGCUGAAAGAUUAUGGUACCUUUUAGUAAUUUCAUUAUUUCAAGCGUAUAUCAUUGUGUAUGAUUAAUUUUAUCUCGCUUGAAAUGGUAUUUUGUUAUCUCAUUUUACUCUUUCCAUACUUUAACCCUUUUUACAAUCUCUCUCUCUCUCUCUCAUGUGGUCUUUCUUGAGUUAGUUACCGUAGUUGCUCCAAAAACGAAAGUUAGUUACCGAUGUUGAAACUUCGAUGAUACUGCUGAAGGGAGUGAAGAAGAUUCUCCAAUUGAAUGAGGUUAUGGGUUUAAAAACAAAUCGGCAAUAGAUUAAUAUUAUUGUCUUACACGUAAGCUAGAUGUUGUGCUUCCUCCUCUAGUUAUAGCCGGGUGAAUAGAAACAAACAUAGAAGGUAUUAACCGCGCAGAAGACAAAUGUGGAAAGAACCAAUAAAGGUGAACUUCAAAUGACCAACGAAAGUAAAGAUGUCAGAUCAAUUUUAAGUUUCCUUUUUUUUUUUUUGCGGUGAUUGAUUUUUCUCCAAAACAUUGAAUUUGAAAGAAGGGUCUCGUGAGUUGUUAUAGUAAUGAUUAAUGAUUCUACUCCUGAAAUAAUAGAAUGGAAAGCUUAGAGCUGUAAGGAGCACUUCUGAGAUUCCUGAAAUGCUUUAACGCCAAAAGCAAACUUCUUUUGCUCAUAGGAAGCUUUUGUCUGAUUCGGUUCGCCUUGAAAGCAACGGAGAUGAUGAUGAAAAAUGCUCACUAUGUCAUGACAAGUCUUGCAUCUCAGAUUUUUG